AUGGCUACCAAGAGAGCUGGCAAAGGUGAAGACUCACAAUCAAAAGCUGAUGCACACCCUACAGACCUAAAUCCCACUACAAAAACCUUCGAAUUUGGAGGCCCACUCGGCGCAGGAGCACUCGUCGUAGUCCUCCCAGCCACAGUCCUCGGUUUGUUUUUGACCGUCAACAAAUCAGGCAGUCCUCCUGCUUGGGUACUCAACCUCGACUACAACGGUCUCAAAUCCGCACUAUCAAGCAUAAAACUCUUUGAUGCAAAAUCUGUCGCUGUCGUCCUCGGCUGGUUUGGUUUCCAAGUCAUCCUGGAACGUGUCCUUCCAAGCGACGAUGCAACAGGCACCGAGCUACGCGAUGGAUCCAAGCUGCAAUACAGCAUAAAUGCAUUCAAGGCGUUUGUGGCAUCUGGACUUGCUAUCGGUGGCAUGACGGCGGUGUAUGGGCUCAAACCGCUUGUAUGGGUCGCUGAUCAUGUCGUGCCACUGGGAGUCGCAUCGAUGGGGUUAUCGACGGCUAUAGCGCUGCAUAUGUACUCGCGCUCGUUUGGGAAAGGUGCGCUGCUGGCGUUGGGAGGAAACACGGGUAGUUCUGUGUAUGAUUUCUUUAUUGGGAGGGAGUUGAAUCCACGGGUUGGAAAGUCGACGUUUGAUUGGAAGUACUUUUGUGAAUUGAGGCCGGGGUUGAUUGGAUGGGCGGUGUUGAAUGCUGCGUUUGCGGCUAAGCAGUAUACGGAGCUGGGACGUGUUACGGAUUCUAUGGUGUUGGUUAAUGCGUUCCAGGCGUAUUAUGUUGUGGACGCGCUAUGGAAUGAGCCUGCUAUUCUGACUACUAUGGACAUUGUUAUGGAUGGAUUUGGAUACAUGCUUGCCUUUGGAGACUUGGCAUGGGUUCCCUUCACAUACUCGCUCCAAGCCCGAUACCUGGCCGACCAUCCAAAUGAUUUAGGUGCAACAAAAGCAGCAGCCAUUGUUGCUCUGAAGUUAUUGGGCUUGUAUAUCUUUAGAGCUUCAAACUCUCAAAAGAAUGCAUUCAGAACCAACCCUGAUGCACCUGAAGUCAAGCACUUGAAGUAUAUCAAUACGCCAACCGGUAGUCGACUGCUUACGUCUGGUUGGUGGGGUUCUGCUCGUCAUAUCAAUUAUACUGGUGACUGGCUCAUGGCUGUUGCAUGGUGCUUGCCAACUGGCUUCAAGACACCAUUGACAUACUUUUACCCAAUCUACUUUGCUGUCUUGUUAAUACACCGUGCCAUGCGAGACGAUGAAAAGUGUCGACACAAGUAUGGCAAAGCUUGGGAAGAAUAUUGCAAGAAGGUCCCAUACCUCUUUGUUCCAGGCUUGAUAUAA
Molecule: messenger RNA, 1344 nt
Organism: Synchytrium microbalum
Lineage: Eukaryota; Fungi; Chytridiomycota; Chytridiomycetes; Synchytriales; Synchytriaceae
Exons: 6
Coding region: 1-1344 (447 amino acids)
Biological process (GO): ergosterol biosynthetic process
Cellular component (GO): endoplasmic reticulum membrane
Molecular function (GO): Delta14-sterol reductase activity
Source: RefSeq, a predicted model, not a curated record